Mytilinidion resinicola is the source of this 1609-nucleotide messenger RNA. Its product is annotated as mitochondrial carrier. The transcript has 8 exons. Gene Ontology annotation, biological process: transport. Bases 201 to 1247 code for a protein of 348 amino acids. NCBI's taxonomy places the organism in Eukaryota, Fungi, Ascomycota, Dothideomycetes, Mytilinidiales, Mytilinidiaceae. The record is from RefSeq and is a predicted model, not a curated record. Gene Ontology annotation, molecular function: transmembrane transporter activity.
CCAAACCUCAACACCAACGCUCGCUCGUCGCCCGUUCGCCCGUCGCCGUGCCCGCCAACACUAACUGCGCUUUGAUUGUUAGAUUAGAGGCGCAAUCAGUCUGACAGUCCACAACAGUUCCAUGGAGGCCCGUGGGCUGCUGUGCUUAUCGCGAACUGCUUGAGGACUUUCGAGUCUUCGAGCCGCAAGCGAUGGCCAGCAUGCCGGACGGUAGUAACGGCAACCGCAAUCCCGCCCUGCGAACGUAUUUUUCCUGGAAUAUCGAGGACGCCAAAUGGUGGACGAAGCACUAUCGGACGGAAAUAGCGGCAAGCACUGCCAGCAUGCUCGCGACUGGGGUCACUUACCCCUUGGAUUCUACUAAAACUCGCAUGCAAGUCUCUACAUACAACUCCGUCCGCGAUUGCAUACGCAAGACAUAUCAAAAAGAGGGGCUUAGUGGUUUUUGGCGUGGCGCCUUUGCCCCUCUGGUUAGCAUUACCGUUGUCCGAACCGUCUCCUUCUCGGUCUAUCAGCGAUCCAAGUACUUGUACGAUGGCUGGAUGCACCGAUCGGUCGGUGUAUCUCCGCUUAUGAUUGCCAAUACCAAGGGCGCGACCCCGAAUCUUGCUACGGUGAUAUGCUUCGGAGCUGCGGGAGCGACAGCUGGGGUGGCUAUUACUGCUAUUGCCUGUCCAUUUGAGUUGAUAAAGCUUAGCGCACAAACCGCGAUCAUCAACGCUAAUAAGAAGAGUUCCUCCAGCCUCGACGAACCUCUACGAGGCAGUUAUCAGGGCCUGGGGACUUUCAGGACCGCGCGGAAGUUGGUCCAUGAUAGAGGGUUUAAGGGCCUUUAUUCUGGUUUCCAUUUGCACUUGUUGAGAGAUUCUAUUGGAACUGGCGUCUAUUUCAUGGCUUAUGAGAGUGCGAAACAGUUCCUGGCCAAUGCUCGUGGCAACUCGCCCACCACGCCUACGGCUGUUGUGAUUGCGGGUGGUCUUUGUGGUCUCGUCAGCUGGGCUGUCAUAUACCCAAUUGAUACGACCAAGAGCCAGUAUCAGCGGAAUUGCUUGACGUCGCAUAAAGACCGGACUGUCGUGCCGAAAAUUCAGUACGGUAGAAUGAGCAUGUAUCAAGGUCUCACCGUCUCAAUGACCCGCUCCUGCAUCCUGAACGCAAUCUUCUUCUCGCUUUUCGAGUACACGAAGAAGGGCAUCAACCGUCUGGAGGUCAACGAGGAGCUGCUUAGCCGCCGUCCUUCUAAAUGAGCGAGAAAUUUCCCUAGUCCUCUGCGGUUUAUGAACGGGCGUUUUUCUUGAAGCUUUUUGCAUACGGGACUCUUUUUUGGAAUCGAUCCCUUUUUGGGAACGAUCCUUGCAUCGAGACCUCGUCAUAUUGGGGAGCUUUGUAUCAUACAGACAGCUGGCUAGCUGCACUGGGGCAUGGGGGAUUGAUCAUAUGGCGACUGGGCCGCCGAAUAGGGAUACUGGGAUUAUCCGGUAGAUUGAUUAAACCAAUCGAUACGUUCCCGGUUAUUGAGCGGAUAUGCAUGUGUAAGAACUUGAGUGCGCGUCCUUGCCGCUGGUUGUGGUGUCUCACGGUGGGUUUAGACUCUCGGAUGGGAUGUUCA